Messenger RNA from Caenorhabditis briggsae, 1362 nucleotides. RefSeq names its product Protein CBR-PUF-5 (gene Cbr-puf-5). Gene Ontology annotation, molecular function: mRNA 3'-UTR binding. Gene Ontology annotation, biological process: post-transcriptional regulation of gene expression. Gene Ontology annotation, cellular component: cytoplasm; nucleus. The record is from RefSeq and is a predicted model, not a curated record. Bases 1 to 1362 code for a protein of 453 amino acids. NCBI's taxonomy places the organism in Eukaryota, Metazoa, Nematoda, Chromadorea, Rhabditida, Rhabditidae. The transcript is spliced from 5 exons.
AUGAGUGAGACGUCCGGAAGAAGCAACUCGAAGUUGUCCGACUCCUCGUCGGUCAGCGAGCAGCAGACCGCGGAUCUCAGCAUCUUCAGCGGAUCCUUCGAUGGAGGAGUCUUCUCAUCCAACAUCCCAAUGUUCAACUUCGCGGGACAAGGGAGUCAAAGCGCUCUGUACUCGCCACAUCCGUUUGUUAAAUCCAAUGAUCCGUGUCGCCUGACCGCACUCACCCAAUCAACGCCAAAGGAGCCGAUGAACUUGACUCCAGCUGACUUCGGUCUCGCCGACUUCUCUGUCGGAAGCGAAUCGUUUGCCGAUUUCAGCGCCAACAAUUCGUCGUUCGUCGGAAACUUCCAGAGCAACGUCCGCUCGACUCGUCUCUUGCCAGCGUGGGCUGUCGAUGCCAGUGGCAACAUUCGCGACGAUCUCACUCUUCUCUCCAUUCAAAAAUUCGACGAAUCAAAUGCAAUGAAGCUCGUUGAAAAAAUCAGCAACUUGGACUUCCUUCCUCUCUGCACCGAUCAAUGUGCCAUUCACGUUCUUCAGAAAGUUGUCAAGAUUCUUCCAGUGAGCGCUUGGAGCUUCUUCGUCAAGUUCUUAUGCCGCGAUGACAAUCUGAUGACAGUGUGUCAGGACAAGUACGGAUGUCGUCUUGUCCAGCAAACGAUUGACAAGUUGUCAGAUAAUCCAAAGAGCCCAUGCUUCAACACGAGACUCCAACUCCUCCAUGGCCUUAUGACUUCUGUCGCUCGCAAUUGUUUCCGUCUCUCUUCCAACGAGUUCGCCAACUACGUGGUUCAAUACGUCAUCAAGUCUUCUGGAGUCAUGGAGAUGUAUCGGGACACGAUCAUCGAGAAGUGUCUCCUUCGAAACAUUCUGUCGAUGUCACAAGACAAAUACGCAUCGCACGUCAUCGAAGGAGCCUUCCUUUUCGCGCCACCACACUUGCUCUCGGAAAUGAUGGAGGAGAUUUUCGACGGAUAUGUCAAAGAUCAAGAGACAAAUCGGGAUGCGUUGGAUAUCCUCCUGUUCCAUCAGUACGGAAACUACGUCAUCCAACAGAUGAUCUCGAUUUGCAUUUCGGCGCUUCUCGGAAAAGAAGAGCGCAAAAUGCUACCAACCGAGAUGCGACUCUACGCAAAAUGGUUCGACCGUAUCAAGAAUCGAGUCAACCGUCACUCUAGCCGCCUGGAGCGCUUCUCCUCUGGAAAGAAGAUCAUCGAGUCACUUCAGAAGCUCUCAGUGCCGAUGACAAUGACCAACGAGCCGAUGCCACUUUGGGCAGUGCCAACACCACUCAUGGACAUCACUGCGCAGUUCUUGAACCGCCAGAACUUCCAGAAGCAACACUCGGUCUUCGACGACUAG